Molecule: messenger RNA, 1938 nt
Organism: Thermothielavioides terrestris NRRL 8126
Lineage: Eukaryota; Fungi; Ascomycota; Sordariomycetes; Sordariales; Chaetomiaceae
Exons: 5
Coding region: 186-1805 (539 amino acids)
Biological process (GO): ubiquitin-dependent protein catabolic process
Cellular component (GO): cytoplasm
Molecular function (GO): ubiquitin protein ligase activity
Source: RefSeq, a predicted model, not a curated record
UUGCACCGUGCCACUGAGUGCGUGACCCUGGUUCGGACGAGAAGUUUCCCAGCAUUUCGCCCACCCCCGACAACAAAAAAAAAAUUGCCCUGCUCUACUGCUCGUUUGGCACGCCCGCUGUCCGGCGGAUGCGUGGAAUCGUCAUGCUCGGAGGCCGUCGUUAGUGCGCUUCGACAUGUCCGACAAUGUCAAUGUCCCUCAAUGAGAUCCGCAAUGUCGUUCUUUUGUUCAGCAACCCAUCAUGGAGGGGGGUCGGCACUGUCUCGAGUACCGUUAUCCGGAACAUCACAGCCUUAUCAAGCCAGAUGGCCUACUCGUCCCGGUUUACAGGAAACACCACCGUGUUGUCCACGCGAUAUGCCGAGACCACGAACGGCGGACUCGCCGGCCUACUCUACGUCCCGGACCUCCCACCCGGCGACUCCUGUGUACAGGAGACGGCACCGCAUGUGCCAAGCUCUGCCGUCCGGCAAUCCGACCUGCCGCCUACCAACUAUCACCUGGUCGCCCUCGCGCCCUGGGUGAGCGACCGCUGUGCGAGCUUCUACUUGGCCGCCGCGCGCACCGAUCCCGUGCGGGCGUUCCUCUUCUACAUGCCGGAAGAGCCGGACUCGCCGCCACCGGCUGAUUCCGAGAAGUGGUAUAUUGGAGAUGGUGCCGACUGGAUGGCCAAGACCGGCUACCCCGUCUUCGCUGUUUCGGGCACGGUCGGCGACCUGAUGAUGCAGCACUUGAGUCUCUAUUCGGGGAAUAUGACCGUGGUACCCUAUGGCCGGAAUAUCAGCGCCCUGUUCCUCACCGACACGGAAGAUUACCUCCGAAUCUGGACCGAACUCGACGUCAGCGUGCCACCUGUGCCCUUAGGUACAUGGGUGUAUUUUCUCAUCGUGCUCGGCGUCCUCCUAACCGUCAUAUCUGCCACCUCGUUCCUCAUGCACUUUGUCCAGGCCCGACGGCGAGCGUCGUUGCGCCGGCGAGUGAUCGCUGGAGAGGUCAACCUGGAAGCCAUGGGCAUCAAGCACCUCACAGUUCCCAUGGAACACGUCCAAAACUUCCCGUUGUUCACAUACAACUACGAGCCCGACAUCAGCUGUCCAUCAGCCUCCCCACAGUCUGCAGAGAGGAGUCGGUCCCAAACCGGAAUCCCCCCUUCUGAUCAGACAGAGAUUGCAGCGGCGAGCCGGGUCGCGCGAUCUGGUACAGUUCCCGAGCAAGGUCUCGGCCGCACAUGUGCGGCAUCUACCGCGGGGACGGACUACCAACCAACAUGUGAGAUUUGCCUCGAGCCCUACGAAAACCGAGUCACGGUCAUCCGCGAACUGCCAUGCGGCCACAUCUUCCAUCCCGAUUGCAUAGACGAGUUCCUACACGAGGUUAGCUCUCUCUGUCCGAUCUGCAAAGCUAGUAUGCUUCCCGAGGGGUACUGCCCCAAUGUCACGAAUGCCAUGGUGCGUCGGGAGCGUGCCAUUCGCCGAUUACGGGGCCGUAUUGUUGUCGACGAUGGGCGGAGCCCGAAAAAACCUCUGGGCUGGUGGGCCGGGUUAUUUAGUGCGAAGAAAGAUCCGACGCACUCAAAUUCAAUAGAGUUGCAGGAAGGGCAGCCGACGCCCAACACGCGCCGACCACAGCGAUUACAGCUGCGACUCCGGCCUCAUUCGCGGGCCAAUGCCGACCUUUACGGAGCUCCCACCGUGCUGGCAAGAGAGCGAAUGCGCGCGCUGGCCGGCUUUGAACCGGACUAUGGGGAGAGCCGGUCGACAAGGUGGGAACGGAUACGCACCAGGAUCUUUCCUGGCUUCGAUUGAAAGAAAAGCUGUUCGGUCAUGUUUUUCGGCCUUGAUUAAAUAUGGGACGGAACGCAAGAUACCCCUGAGUUUGGUUGUUUUCUUGUGGAUUGCAUCCCCUGUCCGGUGUACUGGCUAGGGUAAUACUACAGUG